Molecule: messenger RNA, 2464 nt
Organism: Ictidomys tridecemlineatus (thirteen-lined ground squirrel)
Lineage: Eukaryota; Metazoa; Chordata; Mammalia; Rodentia; Sciuridae
Gene: Cyp4f22
Product: cytochrome P450 family 4 subfamily F member 22
Biological process (GO): ceramide biosynthetic process
Cellular component (GO): endoplasmic reticulum membrane
Molecular function (GO): monooxygenase activity; iron ion binding; heme binding
Source: RefSeq, a predicted model, not a curated record
GGUCUGGGGCAGCGCGGUCCAGGCCGAGGUGGCGGCGCCCGCAGAUCCACAUCCAGGCGGGAGGCCGAGACCCGAGGGAGCUACCCCAAGGCAACUGUGUCUUUGAGAGGCCACUGCAGAAAAUACCAGUAAGGACGAAGAACCCCAAAGAAUUGAAAACAGGUGUGGUGUUGCAGUCCCAGCUACUCAGGAAGCCGAAGCAGAAGGAUCGCUUGAGUCCAGGAGUUCAAGAUGCUGCCCAUCACCGACCAACUCCUGCAGCUCCUGGGGCUGGAGAGGACCGCGUUCCGCGUGUACGCCGUCUCCGCGCUCCUGCUCUCCGGCCUCUUCUUCCUCUUCCGCCUGCUGCUGCAGCUCUGGCGCCUCUGCUGGGGCUUCUACGUCACCUGCCGCCGGCUGCGCUGCUUCCCCCAGCCGCCGCGGCGCAACUGGCUGCUGGGCCACCUGGGUAUGUACCUUCCAAACGAGACCGGCCUUCAGGAUGAGAAGAAGGUGUUGGACAGCAUGCACCAUGUGGUCCUGGUGUGGAUCGGCCCCGUCCUGCCGCUCUUGGUUCUGGUGCACCCUGAUUACAUCAAGCCCCUGGUGGGCGCCUCAGCUGCCAUUGCUCCCAAGGACGACCUUUUCUAUAGCUUCCUGAAACCUUGGCUAGGGGACGGGCUUCUGCUCAGCAAAGGCGACAAGUGGAGCCGUCACCGCCGCCUGCUGACGCCUGCCUUCCACUUCGACAUCCUGAAGCCCUACAUGAAGAUCUUCAACCAGUGCACCAACAUCAUGCACGCUAAAUGGCGGAGGACUCUGGCAGAAGGCUCCGUGGCCUCCUUUGACAUGUUUGAGCACAUCAGCCUCAUGACCCUGGACAGUCUUCAGAAAUGCGUGUUCAGUUACAACAGCGACUGCCAGGAGAAGAUGAGCGAUUACAUAUCGGCCAUCAUUGAGCUGAGCGCGCUGGUCGUCAGGCGCCAGUACCGCCUGCAUCACCACCUCGACUUCAUCUACUACCGCACAGCCGACGGGCGGCGCUUCCGCCAGGCCUGCGACACCGUGCACCGCUUCACCACCGAAGUCAUCCAGGAGCGGAGGCGCGCGCUGCGCCGCCAGGGGGCCGAGGCCUGGCUGAAGGCCAAGCAGGGCAAGACCUUGGACUUCAUCGAUGUGCUGCUGCUGGCCAGGGAUGAAGAUGGAAAGGAACUGUCAGAUGAGGACAUCCGAGCUGAGGCAGACACCUUCAUGUUUGAGGGUCACGACACAACAUCCAGUGGGCUCUCUUGGGUGCUGUUCAACUUGGCAAAGUACCCAGAAUACCAGGAGAAGUGCCGGGAAGAGAUCCAAGAAGUCAUGAAAGGCCGGGAGCUGGAGGAACUGGAGUGGGAUGACCUGACCCAGCUGCCAUUCACCACUAUGUGCAUCAAGGAGAGCCUGCGUCAGUUCCCACCUGUGACCCUUGUCUCCCGUCGCUGCACAGAGGACAUCAAGCUUCCAGAUGGGCGUGUCAUUCCCAAAGGAAUCAUCUGUUUGGUCAGCAUCUAUGGAACCCACCACAACCCUACCGUGUGGCCUGACUCUAAGGUGUACAACCCUUACCGCUUUGACCCAGACAAUCCCCAGCAGCGCUCUCCGCUGGCCUUUGUGCCCUUUUCUGCAGGACCCAGGAACUGCAUCGGACAGAGCUUCGCCAUGGCAGAAAUGCGCGUGGCGGUGGCGUUGACGCUGCUACGCUUCCGCCUGAGCGUGGACCGAACGCGGAAAGUGCGGAGGAAGCCCGAGCUCAUCUUGCGCACGGAGAAUGGCAUCUGGCUCAACGUGGAGCCGCUGCCUCCGCGGGCCUGAGUCCCCCGGGCUGAGGCCCAGGCCCCGCCCCUGAGGAAUCAGGCCCCGCCCCAGGUCCUGAGGUCAUAGACCACGCCCCUCGAAGUCUUGGCUCUGUGACUGGAGGAUCAGGCUCCGCCUUUGACCAACCAGUUGGUGCUGGCCAUGCCCCUCAAGGCAGGGCUCCACCCACGAGGGUCUGAUCCCGCCCCUUGAGGUCCAGGUCCCGCCCCUUGAGUUCCCGUACCUGCCCUCCUGCUAGAGGGACCAGCUUCGGCCCCGCCCCCUCGGGCUCAGGCCCAGCCCCCGGAGUAUGAUGGAUUGAGUUUCUCAGGCCACGCCCCUGCGGAUCAACGUUCCCAGGCCCCGCCCACUGAGCCUUCUGAGGACUUAAGACCUGCCUCCCCAGGCUGGCUUCUAAAUUGAGGACUUGGAAGUUGGAACCUGGGGUCAGACCCUGAACCUGGACAUCACUUUCUUAGACCCCUCCCAUCUCAUUUGGGCGGUCUGUUCAGGAGUCAUCCCAGAAAUCGGGCUGUUUUCUUGUGUUUAUUGUAAGCCCAGAUGCUUACAAGCCCCUUCCUACCUCUUUACUCAAAGGCCUUUUGCUGAGGGUUCUAAUUUUUAAAGAAUAAAAAGAAAGGUUUGCAAACAC